AUGGCGGAGGCGAUGAUGAAGAGCAAGGCAGCGGCUUUAACCGUCGCCGAGAGAUGCAGAAGCAUUUUGGGUGCAAAUUCCCAAGCUCACCUCAACACCAUCAAAGUCGACUCCAAAGGCAGCAAGAGUGAGAUUCACACUUCGAAGGUGCACUAUAUUUUCAAGAGGGGAAAGCCUUACCUCUGGGUUCAUGAAGGAGACUUGCAUAAUACCAACAUAAUCAUUGAUGAGCGAGGUUCUCUUUCUGUCAGCAAUGUCGUUCCAGGUCCACUUACGAGUUUGCUCAAAUCUAUAAGAAAGCUGCCAGCUUGUGCUGCUUUAGCGGGUGACGUUAUACCUCUUAAAAAAUAA
Molecule: messenger RNA, 351 nt
Organism: Asparagus officinalis (garden asparagus)
Lineage: Eukaryota; Viridiplantae; Streptophyta; Magnoliopsida; Asparagales; Asparagaceae
Exons: 1
Coding region: 1-351 (116 amino acids)
Source: RefSeq, a predicted model, not a curated record